This is a messenger RNA of Antechinus flavipes (yellow-footed antechinus), 936 nucleotides long. RefSeq names its product olfactory receptor 5M8-like. The transcript has a single exon. Bases 1 to 936 code for a protein of 311 amino acids. NCBI's taxonomy places the organism in Eukaryota, Metazoa, Chordata, Mammalia, Dasyuromorphia, Dasyuridae. Gene Ontology annotation, cellular component: membrane. Gene Ontology annotation, molecular function: olfactory receptor activity; odorant binding; G protein-coupled receptor activity. The record is from RefSeq and is a predicted model, not a curated record. Gene Ontology annotation, biological process: sensory perception of smell; G protein-coupled receptor signaling pathway.
AUGAGUAAGAAUGUCACAACAAAUCCCCAGUUUAUUCUCCUAGGACUAACCCAUCGCCUGGAACUUCAGGUCUUAUUCUUUGUCCUCUUUCUAAUCAUCUACAUCAUUACUGUGGUGGGGAACUUGGGGAUGAUGGUGCUAGUGAGAAUCACUCCGCGGCUUCACACACCCAUGUACUUUUUCCUGAGUCACUUGUCUUUUGUGGACCUCUGUUUCUCUUCCAAUGUAAGUCCAAAAAUGCUGGAGACUUUCAUAGUGGAAAAGACCACCAUCACUUACUCAGCCUGCUUGGUGCAGUGUUACCUUUUCAUUGCUUUGGUCCAUGUGGAAAUCUACAUCCUGGCUGUGAUGGCUUUUGAUCGCUACAUGGCCAUCUGCAAUCCUCUGCUCUAUGGCAGUAAAAUGUCCCCAACUGUCUGCUCCUCUCUCAUCUCAGUGCCUUAUGUCUAUGGCUCCCUCACAGGCCUCAUGGAGACCAUGUGGACCUAUAGCUUAUCAUUCUGUGGCCCCAAUGAGAUUAACCAUUUCUACUGUGCUGACCCUCCUCUCAUCAAAUUAGCUUGUUCUAGUACUUACAACAAAGAAACAUCAAUGUUUGUUGUUGCUGGGUUUAACCUCACCUUUUCCCUGCUCAUCAUUCUCAUCUCCUAUCUGUACAUUUUCCCAGCAAUCUUCAGGCUUCGCUCAGCAGACAGCAGACGUAAGGCCUUCUCUACCUGUGGAUCUCACUUGACAGCUGUCACUAUAUUUUAUGCAACUCUCUUUUUCAUGUACCUAACACCACCCUCUGAGACGUCUGUGGAACGAGGGAAAAUGGUAGCUGUGUUUUAUACCACAGUGAUCCCCAUGUUGAACCCUAUGAUUUACAGCUUAAGGAACAAAGAUGUCAAAGAAGCCUUAAGCAAAGAACUCUUCAAAAAAGAACUUUCUAAAUAA